AUGUGGAAACAGAUUAUUACCAGAGCACAGUCGACUCUUACGCCGGUGUCGCUCUCGUUGCCACAGAAACCUCUGGCUCCUACUACUCUCUCAAGACUGACCAAGGUUUUCCCCCAAAUCGAGCAAGUCAACGCCGACAACUUGUACGGAAAACCAUUCAAAAACGCUUACUACAUUUCAAGAACUCACAAAGGAAACAUACCCGUUUACAGAACCUACAAAAGUCAGGCUGUCGUCACCGAAGUGCGAAGAAUCGAUGGAAGUUUGACCAAGUUUAGGGAUGACGUCCAGAAGCUUUUUCCCGAGAAACCAAAAAGCGAUUUCACGUGCCUCAUGCAAAGUAUGACGCUCCGGAUCAAGGGCGAUGUCUCUAAACCUCUCAAAAAGUACCUGAACGAAACAUUCUAG
Ogataea parapolymorpha DL-1 is the source of this 408-nucleotide messenger RNA. RefSeq lists its product as uncharacterized. Gene Ontology annotation, cellular component: mitochondrial large ribosomal subunit; ribosome. The record is from RefSeq and is a predicted model, not a curated record. Gene Ontology annotation, molecular function: structural constituent of ribosome. The coding region runs from base 1 to 408 and encodes 135 amino acids. Lineage: Eukaryota; Fungi; Ascomycota; Pichiomycetes; Pichiales; Pichiaceae. The transcript has a single exon. Gene Ontology annotation, biological process: translation.